Betta splendens (Siamese fighting fish) is the source of this 1116-nucleotide messenger RNA. Its product is annotated as mesenteric estrogen-dependent adipogenesis protein-like. The record is from RefSeq and is a predicted model, not a curated record. The coding region runs from base 118 to 723 and encodes 201 amino acids. The transcript is spliced from 5 exons. NCBI's taxonomy places the organism in Eukaryota, Metazoa, Chordata, Actinopteri, Anabantiformes, Osphronemidae.
ACCGGAAGUCGAAUCUUUUAACCAAUCGACCUUGACGGUGGCUGGACGUUAUUUGAGCCGUGGAGUUGGGACAAUUAUAAGGAGCAUGAGGAGGAGGAGGAAAGUCAGCGUCUCACCAUGGUCGGCAACAACAGGAUCACAGUAACGGCUCUGGAACAGUUUCUGAAUAAACCUCCUUCGGGCUUCUCCGUUAAAACUCUGGACUCCGGGUACGAGGUCCACGGCGACCCGGAGAAAAGCCUGGUGCUCAUCGAUGACUUGGAGCUCAAAGGGAGGAAGGUUGUUUUCCAGAACUCCAUGGGAAGGACGCUCAAAAUGCACGACCUGUGGGAGUACACGAGCACGAGGAAGAGCCUGCUGUCCAAGACGGUCUAUCUGCUGGCGUCUGCCUGCGAGGGACGCCCCGCAGCCGCCGCGGGGAAGGCGGCCAGCAAACCCAGAGAGUCGCAGCGGUUCGUGGUCUCCGUCGACGGCGACGACCCCUUCGUCAAGUGGCAGCUGGAGAGGGGCCUGGACUGGACCAUCGCCUCCGUGCGUGGGGAAAGCUACAGGGUGGACGUUGACCUGAGUGAAGCGCUGCAGAGCUGGGCUGCAAAGCACCUUCCCGUCAAACCCGUGUGGAGAGACGCAUCGUUCACCCUCAAGUACUGCUCUGAUGCCCUCUUCGACUUCCCACACUGGCUUGGCUUCAGCAAAAGGAAAUUCAGUCUGCGACUGACAUGAUGCGGCGGAGAGCCGAGGGGAUCCCAGUUCAUCUGGCCGGGUUUGGACCGUGGAAUCAACCAACCCCCGAGCAGAACCGGGAACCGGGAGUGUCUCGGUGAACAGACGGACGUUUGUUUGAGCAAGAACCAGGCAGGUUCAGGACGAGCCUGAGUUUUAGAGCUGCAGUAAAGAUAAGAAAAAAACACAUUUCAACUGCCGCUUUGUUUAGUGGGUGAAGCCGCUUGUAGUGCGUCUUUUUUAUUCUCAUCACAUAUUGUACAGCUGUUAUACAAGAGCUUAAUGAUCAACCUUUACAUCUAUGCACUUUUGUAAAAAAGAGUUUAAAAAGUUUGUAAAAAUUUACUGUGUCACUUUCAAAUACAAUAAAUGUUGCAUUGUGGCAUUGAUGAA